Prosopis cineraria is the source of this 2034-nucleotide messenger RNA. Its product is annotated as protein NDL1-like. NCBI's taxonomy places the organism in Eukaryota, Viridiplantae, Streptophyta, Magnoliopsida, Fabales, Fabaceae. The record is from RefSeq and is a predicted model, not a curated record. The transcript is spliced from 11 exons. The coding region runs from base 511 to 1737 and encodes 408 amino acids.
GGCGUCCAGCUAGAUGAAUUGACCAGAAAGGGUAUUGCUCGGCAUUUAUCUCCCUCGCAUUGCAUUUGCACGUGCCCAGCUCAUAUGCCCUUGCAAUUCCUUGUCCCACUUGUCCCCGCCGCACCGCUUUCUUAUUUUGUCCUCCGCUAUUUUCCUGAUUACGGAAUUACCCCUCUCUUUUUUUUUUUUUUCCUUCCAGAAUCUGUCUCCUUAACCUCAAAUGACCUCUUUGUCCCCUACAACGGACAUCUUUUUUGUUCCCCCGCUCUAACGAUCACUUUUUACUCCCUUCACGCCCCCGCGAUCAGACAAACUAGUCACUCCCCGACUCGUAAGGUCAAUGCUGCAAUCCCAUCCUGCUCCGAGGUUCUUUCCGUAAUUUGAAUAUUACACUAUAAAUAAUAACCCCGGCGUAGAGUAGAGAGACGCGAGGAACAACAGGAGCCUCUAUUUCACGCAUUAUUAUUCUGCGUUUGAUUUUGCUAUGGCUUGAAUGUAUAGAACUCAGACAUGGCCGUCUCCAGCGGUUCGACUACCAUUGACAUUGAUUUGAUACCUUUCGGAGGAAAGGAAUUCUUGGUGAAAACUAGCAAAGGUUCUAUCUCUGUGAUGGUUUGCGGAGACCAAGAGAAGCCUGCUCUAAUAACUUAUCCGGAUAUGGCUCUCAAUUAUAUCUCUUGUUUUCAAGGUCUGUUGCUCUACCCAGAUGCAGCUUCUUUGCUGCUUCACAACUUCUGCAUUUAUCACAUUGAUGCUCCAGGGCACGAGGUCAUUAUCAAGUCUCUAACCUAUGUUCCUGUCAAGACAUUAGCGUGUGUUCAUCUUUCUAGCCAUUAUUAUAGGCAACCUUCCUUGAGCAUCUUUCUUUCUAGCUGGGCUUGCUCGAGUUUGCAUCCGGGGUAUAAAAAGUACUGCUCAUUAAAUAGAUUUCACAUGUUGGGAGCUGAUGUGAUUCCUUCAGAUGAACCCUUGCUUAGUGUGGAUGAUCUUGCGGACCAGGUCGUGGAAGUGCUUGAUUUUUUUGGGAUAAGACAGGUUUUGUGCUUGGGUGUCACAGCUGGUGCUUACAUCCUCACGCUAUUUGCUAUGAAAUACAAAGAACGGGUGCUUGGGCUGAUUCUCGUGUCGCCUCUUUGCAGAGCACCUUCAUGGACUGAAUGGCUUUACAAUAAGGUUUUAAAGAAUUUAUUAUACUUCUAUGGCAUGUGUGGUUUAUUGAAGGAAUGCCUUCUGCAGCGUUACUUCAGCAAGGAACAUAGGUGCAAUGUUGAGGGAGCAGAACCAGACAUGACAUUAACUUGCCGAAGGCUUCUGGAUGAAAGGCAAAGUUUGAAUGUCAUGCGUUUUCUUUUAGCAAUUAAUAAGCGUGACCUCACUGAGAGUCUCAAGAACUUGCGGUGUAAGACGCUCAUAUUUGCGGGGGCAAGUAGUCCAUUUCAUGCUGAAUCCGUGCACAUGAGUGCAAAAAUGGACAAGAAGACCUGUGCCCUUGUUGAGGUAGGCAAAGGCAAAGUUAAAGCUUGCGGGUCAUUGGUGACUGAAGAGAAACCAUAUGCCAUGAUAAUUCCAAUCGAGAUAUUCUUAAUGGAAUUUGGGUACCAGAGAGUAUUUGCUUCAUGCUCAUCGUCAACCGUUGGGUCUAGUCCACCUGGCCGAAUAGCGCCAGAACUCUUAUCCCCCCAGAGCCUAGGGAUUAAGCUCAAGCCUGUUAGAACCAGAGUGAAUAUUGAAAUCUAAUUUAAGAUUUGCACACAAUAUAGGAAGUAAACUAGUUUAGCGUAUUCUUUGGUAGGUCCUAAAACCGACACGUAUUGAUAUGUUGUUAGAGGUAGUAACCCUCUGGAAAGCCAUUUUUUCUUGCCAACUUUCACUCUCAUGAGUCAUGCCAGUUGAAGAAAUGGCCAGGCUUCCCUAAUUUUCUACCUAAAAAAUUUGUAUGUUCUAUGAAAGACUCACUCAAUGCCAUCAACCUUGGGCUAGCUGUGCCAUGAAUUACCUAAAGACUAAUUAUACAGGCUUAUGGUUCAUGAUUCA